Molecule: messenger RNA, 2873 nt
Organism: Clupea harengus (Atlantic herring)
Lineage: Eukaryota; Metazoa; Chordata; Actinopteri; Clupeiformes; Clupeidae
Product: kelch-like protein 33
Molecular function (GO): protein binding
Source: RefSeq, a predicted model, not a curated record
GGUUUCUGCCUUAGACCAACUGGAGGUUAGUCUGCAGGCCAUGAAACAGCUGUGGAUUGAAAAGGUUGGCUGUGAUGUUGUGCUGGAGGCCGAAGACAGAGAAUUCACUGCCCAUCGGGUGGUCCUGGCGGCCAGCAGUGACUACUUCCGUGGCAUGUUCACCAGCGGCAUGAGGGAGUGUCAGCAGAGGUCCGUUUCAGUGCCAUCUCUUGGUAACGAGGAGCUGGAGGCGUUCCUCCACUGCUUUUACAGUGGAGCUUUGGAUCUCUCCUGGGAGCGGGUGUUUGAUCUAGUCUGUUCCGCCCUCCAGUUCCAAAUCCAGCCAGCCCUCUCUCUGUGCCUCGGUUUCCUGGAGCAGGAAAUAGAUGCAACUUCCUGUCUGGAUGUGGCGUCUUUUGCCGAAGCGUACGCCAUGGGAGACUUACUCGAGCUGGCAGACGACUAUGUCCUCAGACACUUCCAGGAGGUGUCAGUCACCCCUAAGUUCCAAGACCUUCCUGCAGAGAGACUCCUGGGAUACCUGUGCUGUGAUGGCCUGUGCGCUCCCUCCGAGCUGACCGUAUUCCGGGCAGUGGUUGCCUGGUUGGAAGCCGACCUUUCAGAGAGGCUACCCCAGGCUCGGAAGCUGAUGUCAGGCGUCCGCUUCCCUCUCAUGACCUUCCGAGAGUUCUGUGAGGUGCGUGCUAUCAACCUGCGCAUGGAGUGCAGUGCAGAUGGUGAAGUUGAACUGUAUGGCAUGGCUUUGAAGGACUUUGGCUUGGGAACGUCCAGCUCUGAAGAGUGCUUCCGUGUGCGGUGCCCCAAUGACGCAUUGGUGCUGAUCGGCGGGGACCAGCUCAAUCCAGACAUGGGCAUGCGGCUUCCCAGCAGGCAGUUGUGGUUUGCCAACGCCUUGCGGAGCGGAGUCGGCCUUGUGAAGGACAUAGAGUGGAGGACACUGGGAGAAAUUCCAGAACAGGCCCGUUUUCGACAUGGAGCUGCUGUCAUGGCGGGAAAGCUGUACGUCGUUGGGGGUUGUCACUUUUAUGCAAAGAACGACACCAUGAAAUCAGGCUUCUGCUACGACCCACUGCACAACACAUGGCAGAAGAUAGCAGACAUGCACGAACCAAGGAGCAAUUUCACAGUGGUGGUCCGAGAGAACGCCCUCUAUGCCAUCGGAGGAGACAAGGACAUCAACACAAACCUGGACAGCGUGGAGGUCUACUGCCCAGACAGCAAUUCCUGGAGAUUCACUCGCCCCCUGGAUCAAGCCCUCAGUGGCCACGCAGCCGUCGUGUGGAAGGGCGAGAUCUUCAUCUCAGGAGGCCUGAACUGCGAGUACAAGUGCUUGGUGUGCAUGUUCCUCUACCACCCCGAGAAAGGAACCGUCUACCUGUCCGACAUGGCGCACGAUCGGGCCCUGCACAGCAUGGAGUGCCUGGGUGGGCGUUUCUACGCGGCUGGAGGUGUGUGUAACUUCAGCAAGUUCUACACGGACCUCGUCGCUUGUGAGGUCUACGAUCCCGUCCGAGACUCUUGGUGCGCCGUCGCGCCUCUCGCCACCCCCCAUGUUGGUGCGGCGUCGGCCAUUUUGGAGGAGAAGCUGUACAUCCUGGGUGGGUACAGUCAGGAGGACUACAGUGAGUCCAAAUUGGUGCACCGAUACGACCCAACCACUGGACGCUGGCUGAACGUGGGCAGGAUGCCAGGCCCCAACACUGACAUAUGUGCCUGUGUGCUCCGCCUACCUGCCCAGCUGCGCCAAUGAAAGAGGGCAUGAGUAGGUGUGAUUGAUAUUUCAUCACUUCGAAAAACAUUCAAACGCUAAUGUGUUGCUUUUCAUGAACAGUAGCAGAUUGUGGAUGCCAGUUUGUUACUGGAUAAUAAAGAUAUCAACUGAAAUGUGAUGAUGUGAAAUGAUCUAGUUGAUGUGAAGGGAACAUGGGGGAAAAACCUUAUGUUUUCAUGCUGCUUCUAAUUCACAAGGACCUCUAGGCCAGAGACAUUUUUUGUUGUGUCAGAUAAGAUACAGGACAAAUGUUUACAGUGGUAGGUGUUAGUGAGAGUGAAUGUGAGGUGUGAAUAGCUUAACGGUAGCAAGCAUGUUUUUUAAAGAGCAAAAUGCUGUAUUUCUGAAUCAAUAUCAGGUGAAUGUGUGAAUUCAUGUUUGGAGUAAUUUAUAACACUAAGACUGUUUAUAUAAAGCUUGAAAUAUUUGAGAUACAGUAUGACUAAUCUGACAUGUUAACUAUGAAUUCAAAUGAAUACCCAUGUUUUACCAGACUUAAUUUAUUCAAUGUUAAGCAGGAAAUUAUGCUUCUUAGAAAGCAAUAUAGGCAAUCUGGGAAAUUCCCUAUUUGUUCCAAAUGUCAGUGCCAUGGGAAACCUUUGGAUCAAUACCUCUACGUUGGUCUAUUGAAGGGGUCAAAGAACGAGUUACUGUUUAACUAUAUCCUCCUAUUCCUAUCAUUGGAAAUGCCUGUCAGUUGAAAUAUCCUGUGCUAAAUAAAUAGAUUAUUUGUGAAUUAAUGUAUGUAAUCUUGGAUUUUCCCCAAUGGUAAAAUGUAAGUAAAAUGAUGUUUUCGAAAGAUUUGGAUCAAUAUCUCUACCUUGGUCUAGGGAAGAGGCCAUCGGACUAGUUACUGAGUAACUAGAUCUACCGAUAUAUAUGUUAGUUCAGUCACCUAGAGCUCCAACAAAUAUGCGUUUCAAGAUGGAGAGGACAGCUGUAAUACUAGUGCUGAUGUCACUAACCUGCAUGUGCAGUGGUCAGAGGCCGGAGUUCUUCUCCGUUGACAUCUACAGUGAGCUGAAGGCGCUGAGGUCGCUGGUGGGGGAGAUCUCAGCCAGGCUAAACGCAACACAGCGGGAGCUGGAACAAGAGAGAGCAG